Saccostrea cuccullata (small rock oyster) is the source of this 2565-nucleotide messenger RNA. RefSeq lists its product as uncharacterized. Lineage: Eukaryota; Metazoa; Mollusca; Bivalvia; Ostreida; Ostreidae. Gene Ontology annotation, molecular function: protein binding. The annotation marks the transcript as partial. The record is from RefSeq and is a predicted model, not a curated record. The transcript is spliced from 4 exons.
UUACGUCACAGUUAAUGGAUCAGUGUGUCACACGGAAACAAUGUAGAUGAACAGUCCGUAUAAUGUCACUGCGGAGACGAGUACCCGUUUCCGCAAACCAUUUUCAUUGUGAAACACAAGAAAUUUGGUCAGGGUUGAGAAAGGACGAAGUCCCCGACGGACAAGGAGCAAAAAUUGAAUGGCAGGACCCUUCUAUAGAAUGCUGUGAAAUGGGCGAAGAAGGGGGUUACUUGAUGUAUGAAAGUGCUGCUUGCUCCCACACAAGUGGAUUUACUUCAGGGAAUCGUCCCCGCUAUAAUAAGGACAUUCCAGAGGAAAUGAAGAAGUUUUAUGAGGAAGAAAUACAGAAGCUUACACGUUUGCUUGAUAAAGAUCAUAUAUGGGCGGGGAACACAAAUGUUACUGGGCCAUCGAGAGAUGAUUUUAAACAGAACCACCCUCCCGGGGGGGGAGCACCACUCUCUUGCUGUGAUACAGACGAUUUUAAUCAGAACCACCCUCCACCUCCCCUCUCCGGCAGUGCAAUGAGGAACAAUCUCCUUGGAGCCAUUCAGCUGAAACGUACAUCUAGCGAACCAGCCGAGGAAAAAUUCGACCCAACAAAAAGCAUCCCUAACCUAGCGUUCGAGGGCCCAAAAGAAGAAACAGGGCCCACAGAAAGUUUUGCCGGCCCUCCGCCUUCGAUCCCCUCUGAACAACCGACAACCUCGGGUGGAGAUCCAAUGAAAAAUCUCCUAGGGGCCAUUCAACUUCAAAAACCCGAAACGGACUUCGUAGAGGAAAAAUAUGACCCCACAAAGAGUAUUCCAAAUCUAGCUUACGCAGGUCCAGUGGAGGAACCAAUCGAAGAGGCGACGGCCGAGGAGCCGUUGGAGGAAAAGCCAAGAGCCCCUUCCUAUGACUCUGGAUUUGUUACAUCAAGGACCGCAAGGAUUGCCAAUAACCAGAGUCCAAAAGAAUACACCGCACCUUCUAAAUCUCAGACCAAGUCAAAACCGUCGAAAAGCAGCCUUACUCAGACCAAAGGACCUCCUAGUCUGACGAGCGUUUUAAGUGCUGCACAACCAGAAAGACAACUAAGUUCUCGAGUGAGUUCGAACACUGGUGUGGAUAACAGUGUGAAGCUAGUGAAGCCAAGUCUAGUUAGAUUUAGUCAGAUAGGGGAACGGCACGGCGAAGGAGUGGAAGACCAGAGGUCCAGAGAAAGCACAGGGGGUUAUGUCGGACACGAAGAGGAAACUCUCAUAUCCUCCCACAAUAUACAUCCCCAUGAACCACUUUCUGACCAUCAUCUAGGCCAUGUUAGACAUCAAGCCCGGCCACUUAUUAUGGUCAACGAAGAUAACACAAUCAGAGCUGUUAAACAUAAACACGAGCUAAACGACAUCUUGAGGGCUACUACCGGUGACCACAUGCCCGAAUUACCACUAGAAAUACAAAACUACAUCGAUAAAUUCCAUGAUAUUCCGCUGAACAAAUUGAUGCAUUAUGCCGAGACUGGAUCCUAUCUUAGGGAGAGCUUCCUUGACAGCAACAUCUGCGACAUUCGUGUUCAUGUCGGUAAAGACACGUUCCCUGCGCACCGGAUCGUGCUAGCCUGCUUCAGUCCGUACCUAGCUUCAGUUUUAGAACACGAGAACCCACUUAAACAUAAAAAGCCCAAAGAUAUUCGAAUAUCGGGGGUUUCCGAAUGGUCUGUUAAAGUUCUAUUGAAUUAUGUUUACACCGGAGAUCUAAGAAUGGAAACUGCCCUUAUUCCAGAUUUCAUCAAAUUGGCCGAUAAGUUUGAUGUUGCUGCAGUUCGACAAAAAUGUUUCGAUCAAGUAGAAUCGAUAACUGAUGAUGAACUCCUAGCUCUGCUCUCCGUGAUGAAAGACACGCACGACGUGGAAUACUGCGAUCGCAUCAUGAAAAGCCUUGCCUCUAAAUUCAUGCGCGUGAGAGACUGCAAGACAUUUCUCCAGCUCGAUAUCAACACCCUUUGUAUGAUUUUGUCAUAUGAUGCAUUGAUUCUGCGCAGUGAGAUGGAUAUUUUCUAUUCGGGUUUGAAUUGGCUUCAGAAUGGGGAUGCUAAGGAACGCUGUAAGUAUCUAGACCGAAUAAUGGACUGCGUUCGGUUUCCUCUGAUGAACCAAGCCGAGCUGUACGAGUGCGUGGAACGCUGUAGCCUGUUGAAAUCGAAUGCGACUUGCUUGCAAAGAAUUUACGAAGCUAACUGGCUGAUGACGAUGUCUAUGCUACAUAAGCAAGACCCCCUCCGUCUGCACGUCCCUCCCCAUCGUAAUAACAUCAACUCCAGCGCCAGUGUCAGCGACUAUAUUACGCGUACAUGUAGCAGAGUGAAGUCUGACGUCACUGUAGAAGUAGCAAGAGAUAGCUCUCCUAAAAAUUAUAACAGUGAGCCGGGAAUGUCAAGGACAAAAUACUCUCCCUCAAACUCACAAGGGAGUCCUCGUAACAACAACUCACAGGGGAGGGCCCGUAAUAACAAUGCAGGGGGCCUGGGGAGAAAGCUGGGGGAACUGUGCAUCCCAUCAGUAAAAAUGGAGAAUUCAAAAUCCAAAG